AUGGACCUUACCGUGACCGUUCACAGCAGCACCAACCUGACAAAUAUCCCAUAUGAGAUCACAGUUCAUGAACUGGGCUCAAACGAUGCCAAGGCAACAGCCAAAGGUACUAGCGGAUCCGCAUUUACCUUUAACGUCCCAUCACCAGAGCUGUGGACUCCCGACAGUCCCACCCUAUACAAUAUUACCAUCAAAAUGGCUAGCGACACCAUCCAAAGCUACACCGGAUUCAGAACUGUCUCCCGCGGUACCAUCAACGGCAUACAGCGCCCACUCCUGAACGGAAAGUUUGUUUUCCCCUUUGGUACUCUCGAUCAAGGAUACUGGCCAGACGGAAUCUACACACCUCCAAGCGUCGAGGCCAUGGUGUACGAUCUCAAGGUGCUGAAGAAUGUUGGCUACAACAUGGUACGCAAGCACAUCAAAGUGGAACCAGCCUUGUUCUACAGAGCUUGCGACGAGAUGGGGAUGUUGGUCAUUCAAGACAUGCCUUCUCUACGACCAGAUCUGCCGGACGGCUGUGGUAGUAAGCGAUUAGCAGGCCAAGAUGCGCAAGAUGAGUUUGAUCGUCAGCUGGCUUUGAUGGUAGAGCAGCUCAAGUCAUACCCCAGUAUCUUUGCUUGGACAAUCUACAACGAGGAAUGGGGCCAGGAUACCUCGCCUCCAUGGCCCGAGUUCCCAUUGACAGAAAUGGUAAGAAAGAUCGAUCCCACUCGCCUUGUCAAUGCAGUCAGUGGCUGGACGGACCACACAGCCGGUGACUUCGACGACAACCACCACUACUCCACCCCCCAAUGCGGCACGCCAUUCUGGUCCCGCCAAGGCAACAACUACGACUCCGCCUACGACAGUUCGCGCAUCGGUCUGCAAGGCGAAUUCGGCGGCAUCGGCACCCAGCUUCCCGAAGACAACUACGCGCACGCCUGGUUCAAGGACCUGGAGAAGCAGACUGCAUACGAACUUACCAACGGAACUAACUGGUGGAACUAUCGCUGCCACGAUUUGCUCAACCAAUUGCGCGAGCAGAUUGAUCUUUUUGCUUGCUCGGGUGGGGUCUGGACGCAGACUACGGAUGUGGAGGGGGAGGUUAAUGGGAUGAUGACUUAUGAUAGGAAGGUCACAAGGAUGAACGAGACUAUGUGGAAGGAGGAUAUUCAGGCGCUUUAUGAUGCGGCGGAGAAACGAGCGAAUAAUGCGACGAUGGUUAUUAGAGAUGUGGGAGGUGGGGGCUUACAGUACGGUAUGCCUUGA
This is a messenger RNA of Alternaria ventricosa, 1251 nucleotides long. RefSeq lists its product as uncharacterized. The coding region runs from base 1 to 1251 and encodes 416 amino acids. Gene Ontology annotation, molecular function: hydrolase activity, hydrolyzing O-glycosyl compounds. The transcript has 2 exons. The record is from RefSeq and is a predicted model, not a curated record. NCBI's taxonomy places the organism in Eukaryota, Fungi, Ascomycota, Dothideomycetes, Pleosporales, Pleosporaceae. Gene Ontology annotation, biological process: carbohydrate metabolic process.